UGUAUACACUAUACUAUCUUCAAGUUGCUGUGUGUUUUUUUUUUCAGAUACAUUAUGAACUUGGGCAUAAGUGUGAACAAGAAAGUAAUAUUAGUCAGUACAUUUACUGAGUGCCUCAUUUUAGGAGGACCUACGUACGGAUGGCCAUCAUUGGUCUACGUCCUGCGGGACAGGGGAUAUUUCAGUGACCAAUGUCUGAACCAUACACAAACACUUAAUGACCGGGUAGAAUAUGGCGUCCAUGGUUAUCCGACAUGCGCUGAGCAAGAUGCGCGUCUCCAACUUGUUUUCAUCAUCGGGGCAUUUGGGUUGAAUACUAGUGCACUUAUAUUUGGAUUAGUGUAUGACAAGUUUGGAAUAAGAUUAUCACGAAUAUUCAGCAGUAUAUUCAUUCUGCUAGCAUGCCUAUUGUUUGCAUUCAGCGGUCCAGCGACAUCAUAUUUGUCAUUUAUGGCUUUGUAUCUAUUAGCAACUGGUGGUGCUAUUCUUCUCAUCACCAACUCCCAGCUUAGUACGUGUUUCAUAUGUGAUCCAAUGACCGAAGCGCUUUCCACACAUCAGCGAGACUUUGUGGACGGUGUUUUAAACCAUAAACCAAGCAUUUUUAUGAGGCUUAGACUUAGAGUGUUAGAGAGUGUAGUUGUUGAUAGCCAUGAGAAAACGUUCUAA
Anneissia japonica is the source of this 669-nucleotide messenger RNA. RefSeq names its product solute carrier family 43 member 3-like. The transcript has 3 exons. The record is from RefSeq and is a predicted model, not a curated record. NCBI's taxonomy places the organism in Eukaryota, Metazoa, Echinodermata, Crinoidea, Comatulida, Comatulidae. Bases 55 to 669 code for a protein of 204 amino acids.